GGUAGAGUUUAAAGUAAGUUUCUCCUUCUUCUUGGUUGUAUGGCGUGCAGGUCUGAUACGUUAUGGAUGUCACAAACAACAGUAGGGGCCAAAGAAAUCAGCGUGGUCAAACAUACAACAUGGAUGGUCGGAAUCCAAGGGAUCAAGACGACAAGAUAAAUGUCGGCCGAAGGUUCAACAACGAGGGGGUCAAGGACGAUGUGAGGGGGAUUUUGGGAAAAGGGAGCCAUAGCGAGAAAAGGCUUGCAGAAUCUCGCGGAAUGAGGUCAGUCGUAGUUGGUAAUGUGGAAGAGUCGCAAACUUCGGAGAUAGGCUUGGCGAAGAAAAGGAAGGUUGCGGACACCCUACAAAGGCUUAAGCGAUUGGAAGAUGGGGAUAGUUACAUGUCUUGCUUUCGAAGCUUCCGUCGCAAUGCGGAUUUUCCUAGCUUGGUUUUGGUAAACACGAUGGUGUGUUGCUUGCGAGUGCUUCGUGUCCAUAGUACCGUGCCAUUUACAUGGUUGAGAAAAGAGAUUCAUAGCGUUGUCCUCGUCUAUGUACGAGUUUACGAUGGUAGAGAGUUCCGUCCAAGAGUGUAGAGGUUCUAAAGGUACGGAGAACGGAGCAGCGAGAAGGCUAAAGACAAAAGGACACUUCCAUCUGGGGCAAAAAGACUAGAAAUAGUAAUUCCCCAAUAUUGGCGAGAAGUGCCAGAAUCU
Messenger RNA from Chara braunii, 698 nucleotides. Lineage: Eukaryota; Viridiplantae; Streptophyta; Charophyceae; Charales; Characeae. The record is from the annotation of a GenBank genome assembly.